Anthostomella pinea is the source of this 2352-nucleotide messenger RNA. Lineage: Eukaryota; Fungi; Ascomycota; Sordariomycetes; Xylariales; Xylariaceae. The record is from the annotation of a GenBank genome assembly.
AUGUCGGACUACGACUCGGGUGACGAUCUACUCGAUGAUGUCAAUGUGGAUGUGCUCAUGGCUGGCACCAAACGCUCGGGACCUCCCAGCGACCACGGUGACAACCUACGUCCGAACAAACGCACCAAGCUGCAUGUUGACAACGCCAUUUACGGUACUGUCGCCCGAUCCAUCCUGAAGGAAAAGUUUGGAUACGACAACUUCCGUCAUGAACAGUCUGGCGCCAUCGAAGCCACUUUGCGAGGAGACAAUGUACUUGCCGUCUUCCCGACAGGGGCGGGAAAGUCUCUAUGCUAUCAGCCGCUGGUCACCCUCAGGAAGCUUUCAGUUACUUACGAUACCCUCCAGAUACCCGGCAUAGCCUUCGAGAAGCUCGAUGCCGAAGGCGCAACCGCUGAUCGCUCGGGCUUGGGCCAAGACGGCUCUGGCAUCACUAUCGUCGUCUCGCCUCUCAUUGCUCUGAUGAAGGAUCAGGUAGAUGCACUGACACGCAGAGGCAUCCCUGCUGCUUGUCUUGAUUCAACCAAGACAUACGAUGAGCACAAAGCGAUCAGUGCCGCCAUGAGAGAAGGCCGUCUCAGACUGCUGUAUUGCGCUCCUGAGAGACUGAACAACGAAGGCUUCGUCGAAAGCAUGAAAUGGGUUCCUGGCGGCAUUCGUCUGGUCGCGGUCGACGAGGCGCAUUGCAUAUCUGAAUGGGGCCACUCCUUCAGACCAGACUACCUCAAGGUUGCCCGUUUUGUCCAAGAAAUUAAGGCUGAAAGGGUCAUCUGUCUUACAGCGACUGCUACACCACGCGUUGCUGAAGAUAUCUGCAAAGCCUUCGACAUCACAAAGUCCAAUACAUUCCGGACGUCUCCAUACCGGCCGAACUUGAAUUUGCAUGCUGAGUCGGUAGAUACCAAAGAAGGCAAAUUUCCAAGAUUAAUCAAGUUUCUCGAGGAUCACACGGGGCCAACCCUCGUAUAUGUCACAGUCCAGAAACAGGCUGAGGCUCUGGCAGAGCGGUUGAGCGCUAAUGGUUUCAAGGCUACAGCUUUCCACGCUGGCCUCAGAACCGAGGACAAGACCCGUAUCCAAGACAAUUUCAUGGCUGGCAGGAUCCGGAUCGUGGUCGCCACUAUUGCGUUUGGCAUGGGCAUUGACAAGGCCGAUAUCCGCUGCAUAGUCCAUCACGAUAUCUCCGGCACGGUUGAGGAAUACUCUCAACAAAUCGGCAGAGCUGGGCGGGAUGGGAAGCCUAGUCACUGCGUCAUGUUCCUCUGCAAUGACGACUUCUGGCUCCGGGAGAACUUUGCUCGUGGCGACUUGCCUUCCCGGCAAUCGCUACAAGGGCUUCUAGAAGAUAUUUUCCACCAAGAAGCCGUUCACCUACCUGGUGGCGGCGAAGUGAUCAAGCUCAGCCAAUAUUCGCUCGGUCGUGAUUAUGACAUCAGACCGAGUCCGCUCGGAAUCCUCUUGGCCACGCUCGAACUGCGUUUUGGACUGAUCCGAGCCAUAACUCCUGAGUAUAGCUCGUACCAGUUCGAAGCAAUGCCUCGGUAUUACUAUGCCAGCAAGAACGACCAGUCCCCAGAGGCCAAGGCUAUCUUGAAUGAUGCCAAAAAGGCCAAAAAAUGGUACACGAUCGACGUGAAUGCCACUGCGAAGACCACUGGAUUGCUCCGCUCGGACAUCAUUAGGAAGCUCAACGAGUUCCACGAUACGGGUUCCAUCAUGUUGAAGGCUACUAGUGUUGUGAACCGCUACAAGAUUCUCAAGAAACUGCCAAGCGCAACGAAGGAGAUCGAAUCCAUAGUCGACAAGCUGUAUCACGAGAUGGAAGGACGUGAGGAAGAUGCGCUGCAAAGAUCCGAGCAGGUUGCGGACCUACUGACCAGUCCCAAGUGCUUUGCACUCUCACUAGCUGAGCACUUUGGUAUGGAACUACCCGACGGCAAGACCAAAUGUGGACACUGCACGUUCUGUCUGACGGGUGUGGCUGUCGUGCUCCCGCCAAAACCGGCCCCACCAGUUGAUAUCACGGGUAUCCAGAAGAUACUCGAUGCCUGUGACGUUCGGGACGAUCCGCGAUUCCUUGCGCGCAUCGCAUUCGGUAUCAAAAGCCCCAGGGUUACCCAGCUCAAACUCGAUCGCCUCAAAGUGUUUGGAUCGUUGGAGGAUCAUGACUUCAAGGUACGUCCAGCGGUAAACCGGCGGAAUCAGGGAUUAGCAGCCGCCAUCCUGCUGAGAGUUCAAGACUCCGUGCUGACCUGCAUCAUAGUCUCUUCUGCGAGAAUUUACCAGAGCUUGCGACGCCGCAUCGAGGACGAAGAAACGCUGAGCUUGGCAAGCAUGGCGCCCACGAAAUGA